UGUGACAUAAUUUGGGGAGUGUGAGGGCUGGUUAACAGCGGUGUGAAAUACCUACUCCACAUGACCCACGCAUUUCAGAAGUUGGUGUUGUUGUAGCCUAGUAGCAAUUGCAUUGAAUUCUGUCAGUGCUUUAUACUUUAUUAACUGAAAGGCUAUUAUUUCAUUGAUGACUUUUUCAAUAACCACAACAAACUGCCCCACCGACUUCUGCUGUGCUGCAGCAUUUUUUUCCUUGGAAAAAAAGAUGACAUCAUCCUAAUUUCCCUUAAAGAAAUAGGUAGCUGAGAUACAAACAUGAAACAAAUGCUAUGGCGGCUUCAGGAAUGGGUAGCAAAUGACAAAGCAAAAUUGAGAUACAGUUUAAUGUUUGCUUCGGAGCCUGCUGUAAUUCAUCGGUUUAACUAUUGACAAUAAAAAAGGUAUCUCAUAGGCCAGAAAAGGAAUACAGUAAAACUAUCCAAUCAGUUUGUACGAUGCAUCCAGGUGGUUUGCCCUCCUGCUUGUCUUUUCGGUAGAGCAUAGAGUUUCUAGAGUGUAGCCUAUAAUUUGUUUGGAUUUUUUGGCCCGGUUUACACUACGCAGCCAUUAAGGACCAAACAGAACGACGGUUGGAAAUGGGGAUUAAAAUUAUUUAAAGCCCCAGCUAUAAAACAUAGGGACUGGCGGAGUGUUGUCUUGCCUUUGAACUGGUCUCGAAGCUCCGAACGAACGGAGCACGGGAGGGUAAAUAUGCGGCUUUUGACCAAAAGGCUUUAAAGCCUGAUUUUGAGACAGACUGACUGAUUUGCGUUGGUACAGCAAAACCAGAGCGAUAGAACAGGGAACAGGCAAGGUUUGUUGUGGUUGCGCCUGGAUUGGAAGGAGUGUAAACACAGGAAAAGCAUCCUGCUUGCCUGUGUGAUCUCCUCGAGUGGUGCUGCCGAGCUGAACUCCUCUCAACGGCGGCCUCUCCCAGUGGUGGAGCAACGAUGACCGAGCCGGGUGCCAAAUGGGCCUGUGAAUACUGCACGUUUGAGAACUGGCCCAUGGCCAUCAAGUGCACCAUGUGCCGUGCCCAAAGGCCCAGUGGGGGAACCAUCAUCACAGAGGAGCCUUUCCGUAGCCCCAGCCUGGACGCCGGCCACAGGUGGGAACCCCCAAGCCUGGGUCUGAGCAACAGCCCUCCCCCGGGAGGCUCCAGCCUCCUAAUCUGCCCCGACUCCAGUGCUCGUCCGCGUGUCCGUGUAGUGGACACCGCGGAGACCCCCUCCAGCAAGUGGUCCUGCCAUAUGUGCACCUAUCUAAACUGGCCCCGUGCCAUCCGCUGUACCCAGUGUCUGUGCCAGCGGCAGCAGGGGCAUCAGAGACAUCAGCAGGAGCCGCAGUCACGCAGCCCCACCGAGUCGCCCCAAACCUCAAGCUCAGGAUGCAGACCUGCAACCCCCUCCACCCCUACGGACCCCUGUGAGGAGUACAAUGACCGCAACCGCCUCAACACCCACACCCAGCACUGGACUUGCGCUGCCUGUACUUACGCAAACUGGCCCAAGGCAUGCAAAUGUGUGGUGUGUGACCACCCCAGGCCCAAUAGCCUAGCAGAACCCAUUGAACUGGCCUCGGAACCCGAGAGUCUCCCCUCCUCCAUUCUCAACGAGCAGGACUGGGACAGGAGAGGGGGCGUGAGUGUGGGAGGUGUGGUAGGGGGAAGCAGCGUUAGCUUGAGGUCCCCGCCUGCCUCCAAGCAGGAAGCUGAGGUUAAAAUGGACUUCCAGAGGAUUGAGCUGGCUUCAGGAGCUGGAGUAGGGAGCAAAGAGGAGCAGGAUGUUGACUUUAAAAGGCUUAAACAGAUAAAGAACAGAAUGAGGAGGACUGAUUGGUUGUUUCUCAAUGCUUGUGCAGGUGUGGUCGAGGGGGACCUGGCUGCGGUAGAGGCCUAUAAGGCUUCAGGGGGAGACAUUGCCAGGCAGCUUACGUCUGACGAGGUGCGUCUCCUCAACCGGUCCUCGGCCUUCGACAAUGGCUUCACUCUGGUCCACCUGGCCAUCCGCUUCCAGAGGCAGGAUAUGUUGGCUGUGCUGCUCACUGAGGUUUCCCAACAGGCAGCAAAGUGUAUCCCAGCCAUGGUGUGUCCUGAGCUGACUGAGCAGAUCCGCCGUGAGGUGGCUGCCUCUCUGCACCAGCGCAAGGGUGACUUCACCUGCUACUUCCUCACUGACCUGGUCACCUUCACUCUGCCAGCAGAUAUCGAGGACCUGCCCCCAACAGUUCAGGAGAAACUGUUUGAUGAGGUGCUAGACAGAAAUGUACAGAAAGAGCUGGAGGAGGAGUCUCCCAUCAUCAACUGGUCUAUAGAGCUGGGUACGGGGUUGGACAGCCGGCUGUAUGCCCUGUGGAACCGCACGGCUGGGGACUGCCUCUUGGACUCUGUACUGCAGGCCACCUGGGGCAUCUACGAUAAGGACUCUGUCCUUCGCAAGACCCUUCAUGACAGCUUGCACGACUGCUCCCACUGGUUCUACACACGCUGGAAGGAGUGGGAGUCAUGGUAUUCCCAGAGCUUUGGCUUACAUUUCUCACUCAGAGAGGAACAGUGGCAGGAAGACUGGGCUUUUAUCCUCUCGCUAGCCAGCCAGCCUGGAGCCAGCCUGGAGCAGACCCACAUUUUUGUUCUUGCACAUAUUCUUCGUAGACCAAUCAUAGUCUAUGGAGUGAAGUAUUACAAAAGUUUCCGUGGCGAAACACUUGGGUACACACGCUUUCAAGGUGUGUACUUGCCCCUUUUGUGGGAGCAGAGUUUCUGUUGGAAGAGUCCCAUUGCCCUGGGCUACACGCGUGGCCACUUCUCUGCACUGGUGGCCAUGGAGAACGAUGGCUAUGACAGUCGAGGCGCAGGCGCCAACCUCAACACAGACGAUGACGUCACAGUCACCUUCCUACCGCUAGUGGACAGUGAGAGAAAGCUGCUCCACAUCCACUUCCUCUCCGCUCAGGAGAUGGGAAAUGAGGAGCAGCAGGAGAAACUGCUGAGGGAGUGGUUGGACUGCUGUGUGACAGAGGGUGGAGUGCUGGUGGCCAUGCAGAAGAGCUCCCGCCGCGGGAACCACCCCCUGGUCACACAGAUGGUGGAGAAAUGGUUGGACGGCUACCGGCAGAUCCGCCCCUGCACCUCGCUCUCUGAUGGUGAGGAAGACGACGACGACGACGAUGAUGAGUGAUGAAACGGGAGUAGGUGUGUGCGUGUGAACAGGGGUCAGCCCUGUUUUCCUGACAUGGACAAAAAUGUACCCUCAUGAAAGGGGAGGGAAUCACAUGCCUCGCCACACCAUGGCUGUGGAUGGUCGUGCACGCGCACACUUAUAAAGACCUGGAUGAACCUGAGACUGACAGGGAAAAAACUCCUGUUGCAAAAAUACCCUUUGGAUGAUGGGAAAUAAAGGAUUGUAGUUCAUAAAUGCUAUUGCUCUUUAGUCCUUUUGUUUUUCAAAUGUUAAAUCUUUAUCCCAAAGUGUAAAUGCAUGUGGUUGUUUAAGUAUAAGGAAAUAUACCAGCAUAGACUUCAAUCAACACAUCCUUAUAUUGGGUUGUUACGGGCACUGACACAAGCACACUUCUGAAAUUACUGUGCUUUUGUUUUUCCAAGUUGACACAGUUGGCUUAUUUUUUUAAUGGGCAGGGACUAAGCCAACAUCUUGGUCAGGGGACCUAACAGAAAACCUUUAUGACUGUGUAACAUAAACAUCAUUCUUAAUAUUAAGCAUUGCACAUUUAUUGAAAGACACGUUGAUAUUUGAAAAUAACAGCUUGAGUAAAGGUUAUCUAAAUGUUUCCUUUUCACUUCAAAGAUAGUAUCACAAAGAUUAAGGAAACAUACACAUUUUAUAUUUAGUUUUAGGAUAAGUAAAAAAAUAUAUAUAUUUCAUCUCUUAACUAAUUCUACAUAUUUAUUUGUUUGGGUGCUUUUGAACAGAUUUUUAAUUCUGUUUUUCCGUUUGUGGUUUUGCCAUUUAUUACUUCAGUCUUGUUGUAGUCAUUUGUUACACAGAAACAUUUAUGCUGUGAGAACAUAACCAUAGGAUUACUUCAGUUUUUGUCUCUUGAAUAUGUUGGUGCUUUUAUUUUGAAGAAAACCUUUUAAUUUCAGAAUGUUAAUCUGAAUCACACUAGUUUUGUCAGAUUUCCAUAUUCUCUGGCUUACUAUUCAUUCAAAUCAAGUUUAACCCAGGUUAUGUGUGUGUGUGUCUUUUCCUCAGUGUUUUUUGUCUAGAUGUGAACUCAUCUUGAAUUGAGUUUAAGAUUUGUGAGUGCACAUAAACCAAAGUAAAAAAAAAAAAAGAGAUUAAUGAGUGGUCAUACUUUUGCUGUGAAAUGUUUGUUGGGUUUUCUUGCUAAUUAAUAACUGGUCAUUACUGUAACAUUUAUAGUAUAUAACUAUAUUUAUAUACACUUAGCAUCCCCUAUGUUGCUUUAUUUAUGCAAUAGUUGUAGAUCUAGGAUGGUUUGUGGACUUUGGUAUAAGCCUGACCUCGCUAUAGUGUUUGUCACUGUGUGGCACAGACCGGAAAAUAAUAAAAAACCUUUUUGAAUGUC
Esox lucius (northern pike) is the source of this 4566-nucleotide messenger RNA. RefSeq names its product ubiquitin thioesterase ZRANB1. Lineage: Eukaryota; Metazoa; Chordata; Actinopteri; Esociformes; Esocidae. The record is from RefSeq and is a predicted model, not a curated record. Bases 969 to 3194 code for a protein of 741 amino acids. Gene Ontology annotation, molecular function: cysteine-type deubiquitinase activity; K63-linked polyubiquitin modification-dependent protein binding. The transcript is spliced from 10 exons. Gene Ontology annotation, cellular component: cytoplasm; nucleus. Gene Ontology annotation, biological process: cytoskeleton organization; cell migration; protein deubiquitination involved in ubiquitin-dependent protein catabolic process.